GAGGAGGAGGAGGAGGAGGAGGAGGAGGAGGAAGGAUAACACGCAGCUGGCUCGGACACACAUUUUACUUUGUGGUGGAGAAAGAAGGGAAGCGCGCCGCUCCUCUCCAUCACAUUUCACUUCGGAGACGCUGACGGGGGAAAACAAAAGGAGCCAGGAUGUAGAAGUCACCAGAUGUCAGUUCAUUCUGAGGACAGCCAAGUCUGAAGGCGAGGAAGACGACUUCUGCUUCACAAUGGCAACAGGAGUAGCAGCAUGGCUUCCUUUCGCCAGAGCUGCAGCCAUUGGCUGGAUGCCUGUGGCCAACUGCCCCAUGCCCAUUGCACCCAGAGACAACAGCAAGAAACAAGACGAGCUGAUCAUCCUCAACGUGAGCGGCCGCCGCUUUCAGACGUGGAGAACGACGUUGGACCGCUACCCAGACACGCUGCUGGGCAGCUCUGAGAAAGACUUCUUCUACAACGAGGAAACCAAGGAGUACUUUUUCGACCGAGACCCAGAUGCCUUCAGGAGUAUCCUCAACUUCUACCGAACGGGGAAGCUUCACUACCCACGCCACGAGUGCAUCUCAGCCUAUGACGAGGAGCUGACGUUCUUUGGCAUCAUACCUGAGAUAAUCGGCGACUGCUGCUACGAAGAGUACAAGGAUAGAAAAAGGGAGAACUUGGAGCGGCUGCAGGAUGACCAGGAGGAGAACAAGGACCUGAAGCAGUCCAACUUAAACUUCAGAGAGACCAUGUGGCGCGCCUUUGAGAACCCCCACACAUCCACCCUGGCCCUGGUCUUCUACUAUGUUACCGGUUUCUUCAUUGCCAUCUCUGUCAUCACCAACGUCGUAGAGACCGUCCCCUGUGGCUCCAUGGCCAACCAAAAAGACAUGCCUUGUGGCGAACGCUACACAGUGGCGUUCUUCUGCAUUGACACUGCCUGCGUCAUGAUCUUCACGGUGGAAUACCUCAUGCGUUUGUUUGCCGCGCCGAGCCGCUACCGGUUCAUGCGCUCCGUGAUGAGCAUCAUCGACGUGGUGGCCAUCUUGCCGUACUACAUCGGCCUGGUGAUGACCAACAACGAGGACGUGAGCGGCGCCUUCGUGACGCUGCGCGUGUUCCGAGUGUUCCGCAUCUUCAAGUUUUCCCGCCACUCGCAGGGCCUACGGAUCCUAGGUUACACGCUCAAGAGCUGCGCUUCGGAGCUGGGCUUCCUCCUUUUCUCGCUCACCAUGGCCAUCAUCAUCUUCGCCACGGUCAUGUUCUACGCGGAGAAGGGCUCCAGCUCCAGCAAGUUCACCAGCAUCCCAGCUUCCUUCUGGUACACUAUCGUCACCAUGACCACUCUGGGGUAUGGAGACAUGGUUCCAAAGACAAUUGCUGGGAAGAUCUUUGGCUCCAUCUGCUCCCUGAGCGGCGUGCUGGUGAUUGCGCUGCCUGUUCCCGUCAUCGUGUCUAACUUCAGCCGCAUCUACCACCAGAAUCAGAGAGCAGACAAGCGACGUGCUCAGAAGACACACAGACAGAAACACACUUCAAGUACCAAAUGUUAGCCAGCCUUUCACCACAGUCUCCCUGUAGGCUUGACCUUUCUGCAGGGCUGCAUGAGAGUGCUAUUAAGUUAGAGAACAGCC
Molecule: messenger RNA, 1621 nt
Organism: Austrofundulus limnaeus
Lineage: Eukaryota; Metazoa; Chordata; Actinopteri; Cyprinodontiformes; Rivulidae
Product: potassium voltage-gated channel subfamily D member 3
Exons: 4
Coding region: 236-1540 (434 amino acids)
Biological process (GO): action potential; protein homooligomerization; potassium ion export across plasma membrane
Cellular component (GO): postsynaptic membrane; neuronal cell body; dendritic spine
Molecular function (GO): protein binding; A-type (transient outward) potassium channel activity
Source: RefSeq, a predicted model, not a curated record